Messenger RNA from Purpureocillium takamizusanense, 2304 nucleotides. RefSeq lists its product as uncharacterized. Gene Ontology annotation, biological process: response to xenobiotic stimulus; DNA-templated transcription. Bases 174 to 1550 code for a protein of 458 amino acids. The transcript has 2 exons. NCBI's taxonomy places the organism in Eukaryota, Fungi, Ascomycota, Sordariomycetes, Hypocreales, Ophiocordycipitaceae. The record is from RefSeq and is a predicted model, not a curated record. Gene Ontology annotation, molecular function: DNA-binding transcription factor activity; zinc ion binding; DNA binding.
CCACAUCACGCAGUCCCACCAACCGGUUCUAUGAAGCAAGGAAUAUUCGCGAAACAGCCCACGGCUCGUCGACGCAGACUCACACUACUACGAGCGACGCGUCCCCGGCCACCACAGCGCCCGUCGGCAUCUUCGAUGAGCACAGGCCCGUAUACGCCGGGGCAUCCGCGACCAUGGCGUUCCCGCACAUUCUGGGCGUGGCGCUGGGUUCCGACAGCCCUCCCAAGAUGCACUCGUUUGCUUACAACUUUGGCGUUCGCCCCGAGGAGGCUUCCCAAGCUCACGACGUGCUAGGGAAACUCAUCUCGGAGGAUGACCUUGGUUUCUUCUCGGGCGUGUACUUUUCCGAGUUGGCCCCCAUCGCCGACCUGAUGGACUCGGCGAUCUACGCCCAGCGAUGUCGCGACUAUUAUCGUAGCCCCGGCAGUGCUGCAGCUGCCUUUGCCGCUGCGGCCGCCGGUGUGGCCGCUCUGGGGUCUUUUCUGUCACCCGACAGACACCCGCGGGAGUCCGAGAUGGUGCAGUACGCCAAAGCCAUCCUCGACGACCCGGCCUCGAUGCGCAUGCCGUCCGUCGACUACAUCGUCGCGUGGGGUCUACGAAUGUUGUACCUACGGGCCACAGCCUUCCCCAAUAGUGCCUGGAUCGCGUCGUGCACCGUCAUGCACCUUUGUGAGGCAGUAGGGCUUCACGAGGAAGACAACAUCAAGAAGAUGGCGUCCGUCUCCGACGCCGCGACCACGGGAUAUGACGCAGACCGACUGAGGCGGAUUUUCUGGACCGCGUGGGCAGGGCACAAUAUCCUGUCCUACGAAUACGAUCGUUCGCCUGUGCGAUUCAGGGCACUAACUUGCCAGGCCAUCGUCCCCGCCGCAGGGUCCGUCGCCGAUCAGUUUGUACGAAUAGCCCAGGUCAUCCCGGCACCCAAUUCCCCGUUCCGUCUUGAAUGCCAGCAGCCUCUAGCAUCUCCGAGGGAAGAGCUGUUUGAGCGCAUCAAGGCAUUGAGCAAACUCGAGUGCACCCAUCCAUUCUUGGUCAUGACCAAAGCCGACCUCGCUUUUUGUUUCUAUCGGCGCAUUUACCAGCUCAAGAUGGAUAUAACCGACGAGAUCAUCCAGCUCAUCAUUGAGAGCGGCAACGCAGCCGUGGGAGCGGCCGAGCAGCUGGCUGGCCAGGGUCGUCUAUUCUGGAACGUCAUUGGCAGCGUAUUUCACUACACCUGCGUCCUGUUAGCCAUAGACACGCCUGCCGCCUCUAUGCACAUUGCCGCUGCCUUCAAGGGCUUGGAGAAGCUCGUCGUAGCUGCUGACACGGGACUAACGCGCGAGGCACUAUCGAUGGCGCGACACCUGCUCAGCCUCAAGAAAGAUAAGAAGCGAAAGGAGCUCGCUCAGCUGGAAGCUGUCGAAGCGGGCUAUCAACUCUUCGAGGAGCCCUUGGAGGAGUCCGAGGCCGUUGUGACGGCGCCGGAGAUGGGCUGGGGAUGGGACUGGAGUCAGUUCCUCGUCGAGCCAUAUCUGUCGAUGCUUGGCUCUGACGUUCAAUUGUAGCGGCAUGGACAUAACCACUAUAUGACACCCUUCCUCGGAGCGAUACGGAGACAUCCGGAAGGCAAGCAUCACUGCCAUGCGGUUGUCGUGAUGCGUGAUGCGGUUGCUGCGGCUGCUGCGGCUCUUGCGGCCCGCCACUGCACCAGCCCAGGCGUUGUCGUGCUAGGCUCUGUUAGUCCAUGCCCGCGCACGCCAGUGGGACUCGGGGCCAUUCAUCACCCCGGGAGGAGGCAGGUUGAACUCGGACAUAGGACUCUUCAAAGACGAGCCCGGAAUUCGGGAAUCCGGCCCGGCUCGACGGGCUCAGGAUGAUAGAGAGGCAUUGAGAGCAUCAUCGAGACGCGAAUGUAUAUAAAUGGGUGGGCAUUCGCUGCUUCAGAGAGCAAGAGCCAGACACCAGAAUCACACGCACACGCACACAGCGCCUACACCAUCCCAAGACGCUCAACCACCUUGGUUUAUUGUCAGGACAUAGUGCCACGAUGUCCAAGUACGCCAAAAACCAGCCGAACGGCUUCAGAAAUGCCAUAGAGAGAGUUGCCAUUGUCGGGGCUGGAGGCACCGUUGGGUCGCACAUUGUCGCCUCCCUGCUUGCCACCGGGAAUCACAAAGUCACGGCCCUCUCCCGCAAGGACAGCAGCAACAACCCCCCCGAGGGUGUCCUCGUCGCCCCCGUCGACUACGACGACGAGGCCAGCCUCGUCACCGCCCUCAAGGACCAGCAGUUCCUCAUCAUCUCGUUGAGCCCCUCGGC